Molecule: messenger RNA, 3156 nt
Organism: Salmo salar (Atlantic salmon)
Lineage: Eukaryota; Metazoa; Chordata; Actinopteri; Salmoniformes; Salmonidae
Product: zinc finger protein 367
Biological process (GO): regulation of transcription by RNA polymerase II
Cellular component (GO): PcG protein complex; chromatin; transcription regulator complex
Molecular function (GO): RNA polymerase II cis-regulatory region sequence-specific DNA binding; DNA-binding transcription factor activity, RNA polymerase II-specific
Source: RefSeq, a predicted model, not a curated record
GUUCCUAUGAUGACCAUUGGUUACUGUGUUGCGCUUGUUCGGGUUUACCUCAUGCUUUGGCUCUUAUAAUAGGUUAUUUCCCAUACAUGUGGUAAAAGGAUUUAUGAACCGCCCAGGCGCGAUUUGCAACGCGGGAAAUACUUGCAGAAAUAGGACCACACAUUGUAUCCACAUUGACAGUGUGAACACAAUUUUUGUAUAUUCAUGAAUUUUUGUACUAUUUUUUAUAAGGAAUUGUGGCACGGUUUUCUACGUCUUUGGAAAUGAAUCCUAUUUUCACUCCUGAUUGAAUAGCUGAAUUUUGUGGAACACUUUCAGUCUUAUAGCUGCCUAACCCAACUUUUUGCUAAAGUUAGGUUACUUGAUAGCAAAGCUGGGUAAAUAGCUUUUUCUUUAGAUGACAAGUGAUUCCUGAGCAUUGUGAUACCAUUUGAGAUUUGAUCAGCUUUUGACACAUUCGUCUUUCAUCUCAACGAUGGCGGAGAACAAGCAUCCUCAAGUUAUUUUUUGUAACGACUCUCAAAAGAGGGUCCUGGUGUCUGUGAUCAAAACCACCCCGAUCAAGCCCAGGAAGAACGAAUCUUUGAUACCGACCAGCCCUGGAUUCAGCGACUGCAUGGUGUACCCGUGGACGUGGGGGGAGAACGCCCAUAAUGUGAGCCUGAGCCCGGGCUCCGUAAACGGGGCUGCCUCCCCUACCGGGACCAACACCGCCAGCGAGGCGGACAUGGGUGCCUCCCCUGACCAGAUGAAGGACAGUAAAGAGGACGCUAUUCGGCGUGGCCGCCCGCGUGCUGACACUGUCCGUGAGUUGAUCAACGAGGGGGAGAGUUCUUCCAGCCGCAUCCGCUGCAACAUCUGCAACCGUGUGUUUCCUAGAGAGAAAUCCCUACAGGCCCACAAGAGAACACACACAGGGGAGAGGCCUUACCCGUGUGACUACCCUGACUGUGGCAAGGCUUUUGUCCAGAGUGGCCAGCUAAAGACCCACCAGCGCCUUCACACCGGAGAGAAGCCCUUUGUCUGCUCUGGGAAAGCCUGUGGGAGUCGCUUUACCCAUGCUAACCGGCACUGCCCAAAGCACCCAUAUGCUCGUUUGAAGAGAGAAGACCCCAAGGAGGGACCAGACAAGGCCCAGUCUGUGGACAACAAGGCUGUGGCAGAGUGGCUGGCAAAGUACUGGCAGACCCGUGAGCAGCGUGCCCCUGUGCCCACCAAGGGGAAACCCCAGGGCAAGGGCGGGGUGGAGGACCAGGAGCAGCAGGACCCCCGGGAGUUUCUCCAAUCAGAUGAGGAGGAAGAGGAGGAGCCAAUGGAGGAAGAGAAGUGCAACGGGGGUGGGGCUGCCAAACGGAGUCUCCAAGAGCAACGGGAGCGUCUCCAUGGUGCCCUGGCGCUCAUUGAGCUGGCUAAUAACCUGUCUGCCUGAAACCCUACCCAUAUCCCAGUGUUGAAACCCUCCCCAGUCAACCCCAUUCUGCCUCCCUGCACAAUGUGUUCUGGGUAGAAGUUGUCUGUAGGGAAACAUCUAGGAUAAGCUUACCCUCCCCAAAUACUUAACCAUUAAUGGGGGGAAAUUCUAAGCGGAACUUAGAUCAGUAUCUGGGGUUCUUCUUCUCCAUGUGCAGUGUGGGGCAGGCACAAGCUAAAAGCACCUUAUCCAGCUUCCAAUUGUAUCCUUAUUAGGCUGCUAAGAUUGUAGAUUACAGGUGGCUGGUGGCACCUUAAUUGGGGAGGACGGGCUCAUAAUAAUGCCUGGAAUGCAAUAAAUGGAACAGUAUCAGCCACGUUGUUCACAUGUGCUUGAUACCAUUCCAUUCUCUACAUUCCAGCCAUUAUUAUGAGCCUCCCCUCACCAGCCUCCUGUGUUGUAGAUGUCAAUAUAUGAAGAACGUUUCACUUUCCUCUGCCUUCUAAAGACUGGAGGAGAUUACCUUUUAAUGUUUAGUUUGUUUUGUUUGCACUUUGGUGGUAACGAGUUAUUUGUUUUGUCUUUUACAUUUGAAGAUAAAGUAUAUUGUGUGAGUAUGUUUAUAUAAUGGAAGUCUAUGUAGAUUUAGCUCAGAUGGAUGGAGUGAUACAGGGUGUGGUCAGUCAUAGGACAGUUUAGGUGUAUCUAAAUACUGGAAAGUGGAUUCCUCUCUUGAUUCUCUGAUCUGGACUGUGACACGAUAGGUGAAAAAGCAAUGUGGUGGAAGCCUAUCAGGGGAUUUCGCUUCCACCUGUCUAGUUCUUUCAGAUCAGUGCAGGUGAAGGAGAGUAGAUGAGGGGAGGAAGUCACUGUAGAGACUAUUGAGAUGCAACCCAUUGCAAGCCUAAUCUACAGUGGUGGCUAGCCACAAGCUUUCACAAAAAUUCAAGCUCCAACCCCUUCACCUAUUAAACGUAUCACACCCAGAACUGUAGCUAUAACACGGGAGGGACAACUGGUCCUGGAGAGCCGCAGAGUGAGCAGACGCAGAUCCAUAUCAGCUCUUAACAAACCUGAUCCAGAUGAUCAUCUUAUCAUGGGGAUUUAGACCACAAUUAGUUGAGUCAGGUGUGUUAGAGCUGGGCUGGAACAAAAGCCUGCCCAUGCUAUGGCUGUGCAGGCCUGGUGUUGGCCUUCUCUACUCUAACCAAAUUACAUGGCCAGACAUACGGAAGAGGAGUAUGUAAAGUCAUUAGUGUCGCCAUCUUUUAUAUUAAAAGAUGCUGGCUGAUUGGAGAUACGGACUUGUAGCCCCAUUGGUGGUGUACGUACAAGUCUUCUCUAUAAUCAACAUUUCAUAGGUAUUUAUUUCAUCAUGUUUUUUUGUCCUUUUUGUUAACGAUUUGCUAUCACAAGCUGUCUCCGAGUACUGACAUAUAGUUCCAUUGAAGAAUAUAUUGAUCAUCGCCUCCCUAAAAUGAUUUAGUAUCUAUCGACGUCAACUUAUAGCCGUUAGAAUUGUACUGCCCUUUGCAGCAGCACGUGGAUCUACAGUAUCUGCUACUAAGUUUUGCAUUUAUGGAUUAAGCUUGCAAUGUAACAUGUUUCCACCUAUUAGACCAAUCUAGAGAAAUGGGACAUGUUUCUACAUAAAGGAGGGUGUAAUGAAUGCUUGGCGUUGGCAAUGUUUUAUUAUUUGUUAGCAACACUAAAUCUCUUAACAUUGUGUAAAUUGCCAAUUGUUU